AUGACAUUACUGAAACAGACACCACCACAACAGCAACAACUACUGCAUAAUGAACUAUUACAACAAGCCAAAUUAAAUCAAAUCAAUGAUUUAAAAAAUUCUCAAUUAUAUUCAAAACAAUUAAUUCAAACAUUACAAUCAUUAAUUAAAUCUAAUUCUAAUACAUUGCUGCCUUCAUCUGGUUUAAUUGAUAAAAUUACCACGAUUCAUCAAUUAAAUAAUGAAAUUGAUAAACAAUUGAAUCAUGAUAUAGCACAAAAUUAUUAUGAAUUGAUUCAAUAUAAACAAAAACUAGAAAAAGUUAUUAAAGAUUGUCAUUAUGUAAUUAAUGAAAUUGAUAAUUUACAAUUUAAAAGUGAAUUAAUUGAUCAAAAUUUACGAAUAUUAGAACAUACAUUAAAAUUAAUUAAAAAAUAA
This is a messenger RNA of Candida albicans SC5314, 417 nucleotides long. RefSeq lists its product as uncharacterized. NCBI's taxonomy places the organism in Eukaryota, Fungi, Ascomycota, Pichiomycetes, Serinales, Debaryomycetaceae. The transcript has a single exon. Bases 1 to 417 code for a protein of 138 amino acids. The record is from RefSeq and is a predicted model, not a curated record.